AUGAAAGGCACAUUGAUCCUCUCUGGCCUUCUGGCCACCACUGUCUCGGCUCAUAUGCAGUUGAGCAAGCCAUUGCCUAUUCGCAGUCCCCUCAACAAGGAUGCCAAGGGCCAGAAGGAUUAUUCUUACACCAACCCUCUCUCUACCUCUGGUAGCGACUACCCCUGCAAAGGAUACGCCAAUGAUGACUUCGAGGCCGUGGCCACGUGGGAACCAGGCUCCUCCCAAGAGAUGGAGUUGGAAGGCAGUGCCGUCCAUGACGGCGGCUCAUGUCAGCUCGCCCUGACUUAUGACCAGGGUAAGACCUUCAAGGUCAUUGAGUCAGUCGAGGGUGACUGCCCUAUUGCUAAGAAGUACCAAUUCGAUAUCCCCUCGGACGCACCAAGCGGCGAUGCUCUCUUCGCUUGGACCUGGUUCAACAAGGUCGGCAACCGCGAGAUGUAUAUGAACUGUGCUAUGAUCACCAUUGGUGGCUCCGGCAACCGCACCGCUACUGGAGGCCCCCCCAAGCAGUUGCUCCAGGAGAAGACCAUUGAGAAGGGGCCCAACAACAAGGCAAACGACCAAACACCUUACAACAAGCCCAAUAGCCACACAACAAGCGCCGAGAACAGCUUCGAUAGCCUCCCUGAGAUCUUCGUUGCCAACGUCGACCAGACUGGCAAGUGUGUGACCAUCGAGGGCCAGGCCGUCCACUUCCCCAAGCCCGGUUCCAAGCUCAUCGGCAAGGCCGAUGGCCCUGGUUACAAGUGCUCCGGCAGUGCUCCCUUCCUCGACGACACCUCCAAGUCCGAGGAAAAGCCCUCCACCACUACCACCAAGUCCGAGAAAAAGCCAGCUACCACAAGCGCCUCUUCCACCACCACCACCACCAAGUCCGAGAAGAAGCCCGUUACCACAAGCGCCUCUUCCACUACCACCACCAAGUCCGAGAAGAGGCCCGUUACCACAAGCUCCUCUUCCACUACCACCACCAAGUCCGAGAAGAAGCCCGUUACCACAAGCGCCUCUUUCACCACCACCAAGGCCAUGUCCAAGGUUGCUCAGGACUUGAGCACUUCCUCUACCACCACUGACCCCCGUGUCCUCUCCACUGAGGCCUCAUCUAACAACCAGUUCGUCGACUACGUCGGUCAAUGGUCUUGCCACUCUGGGGAAAUCAUCUGCUCCCCCGAUGGAUUCUCCUUUGCCAUGUGCACUAACGGCAAACCCAUCUUCAUGGGCGCCGUCGCUGCUGGUACUAUUUGCCGCAUGGGCGUUAUCACUGCUCGCCAGUAA
Messenger RNA from Penicillium samsonianum, 1278 nucleotides. RefSeq names its product putative extracellular protein. The record is from RefSeq and is a predicted model, not a curated record. The coding region runs from base 1 to 1278 and encodes 425 amino acids. The transcript is spliced from 2 exons. NCBI's taxonomy places the organism in Eukaryota, Fungi, Ascomycota, Eurotiomycetes, Eurotiales, Aspergillaceae.